UCGCGCCAUCCACGUCAACAUUUGACUGUCUACCACGACGUGUGUAGUACCUACUCCGUUGCAACAACCAGUCGGUCUCCGCUGCACAGCAUCCAACAUGGCUCGUCUCCUGCUCCUCGCGACCUUGGCAGUUCUGUCCACACUGGCAUCGUGCAAUACUGACUGUUACACCAAGCAGGAUGGAACAGCAGUCUACAGUGGUACAAAAUCUGAAACCACUAGCGGAAAAACAUGUCAGUCCUGGUCAAGCAAUUCCCCGAACAAUCAUGGCUAUGACGGCGCGAGCUUCGACAUCACCAACGGUGCACCAGACCUCGGCUACCAAGGCGCCGCCAACUACUGUCGGGACCCUUCUGGAGGCGCCCUCCAGCCAUCCGGGUAUCUGUGGUGCUACACUGCCGAUGCGCCAGGAUGGGGGCCUUGCAGUGUUCGAAAGUGUCCACAAGUGUAAAAUCUUGAAUAUUCAAACAAGAUUUAGAUCGUGAAUUUUGAUCAUCAAAAGAAUAUCGUGAUUCGUGUUUCAAUAAUAAAUAUACAUUGAAAA
Molecule: messenger RNA, 544 nt
Organism: Haliotis rufescens (red abalone)
Lineage: Eukaryota; Metazoa; Mollusca; Gastropoda; Lepetellida; Haliotidae
Product: plasminogen-like
Exons: 2
Coding region: 98-451 (117 amino acids)
Source: RefSeq, a predicted model, not a curated record